AUGCAGUUUCAUUAUCAUUGUCAUAGCUCCAGCUACUUAGCAUUCAUUUUAUUAUUGUAAAUAAGUUUUACCGUAUGUAAUGUAAACAGUUCCAUAUUAGUCGAUGGUGUUAAAAUAAAAUAUGUUUGACUGUUGUUUGUGCAUGAAUGUUUAAUACAAACGUGUAAAGACUGGAUUUAACUUUUAAACAGAAUUUAUGCGCUUUAUAGUUAUAUAUUUUACAAAUAACCAGUUUAAAUUGUUGAAAUGUAAUACACUAAAAUAAAUGAAAUUGUAAAGAACUUGUACCAAAUCUUGGAAUUACUUCUGCUAUGUUCGCUGCGUUUACCUCAAAAAUUUCUUCGGUAAUGUCAAGGCAGUUGGCAGCUCUGGUGAUUGUGUUGUGCGUGUGUUUUUCAAACUGUUGCUUGUUGUGUCCUCGUAGUGAAACUAUAUAGGUCCUCAGAAAUUUUACCUAGAACUUUGUUGUUGGCCACUAAGUUUAGAAGAUAAUCAUCGAAUGGAUUGCACGAAAGGCUUGAAACUGAAAGAAGUAAGCGUUUUGUUGCGAGACGAUUUUAACGCAGGACCAACUACACUUAAUGAAAUAGAGCCGAAAUUAUGGAUUGGAAACCUUACAGCAGCAACUGAUUUAGAAGCUCUGGAAAAAUAUAAAAUAAAUCACAUACUGACUGUUGAUUCUUGUCCUCUUCCCAAGAACAUUGUCAUGGGUCCAGGAAUCAAAACAAAAUUUAUUCAAGUUACAGACAACCCCCGUGAAGAUCUUUUGAGUUAUUUUGAGGAUACAUUUGAAUUUAUCAAGGCUGGACAAGAGGAUGGUGCAGUACUUGUUCAUUGCUACUUUGGAAUGUCUCGAAGCCCAGCAGUUGUGAUUGCUUAUAUGAUGAAGAAGUACUGCCUCUCCUAUGAUGAUGCAUUUGAAAUAGUGAAAAGUAAGAGAAAUGUAACAAUGCCGAAUCAAGGAUUUCAGCUUCAGCUGCAACUUUAUCAUGUUAUGGGGUGGAAAAUUGAUAAAAAGAAUCUACAAUUUCGUCUUUUCAGACUACAGAUAGCAGCUGAAAAUGUAAAGAAAGUCAAGAUAUUGCCGAAAAGCUGUGCAGAUGUUGUGAAGCCAGAUCCGGGUUUAAUCACCGUAAGACCUGAGCCUCUGGUCUAUUGUUGCCGUAAAUGUAGGAGAAUUGUGGCAAGUGCAUCGAACUUGUUGCCACAUAUUGCAAAGGAGAAACCAUUGUGGACUGAUAAUAAAUGGAGCUUGCCAAACGAGCUUGAUGUCUGCACAUUAACUUACUUUGUGGAGCCAUUAGCCUGGAUGAAAGUAGUCACCAACUCCCAGCAAGGGAAGCUGUACUGCCCAAAGUGUAAUGCAAAGCUGGGUUCCUUCAGCUGGACAAUGGGUUGUCAGUGUCCCUGUGGAUCCAAAAUUUCGCCAGCAUUUUACUUCGUACCAUCUAAGGUAGAAUGGAGUAAUAUUGUACAAAAUGUUCAGGUAACAGUGUGAAUGAAGACUGAAAACUAAUCUUGAAAUCUUUUCAGUGAUAUUCAGUACAAAAGUAUACAUAUAUUGAUAUAUUAUGUGUGUCAAUGUUAAUAUUUAUGUUCAAGAAAUUAUUUGUUGUGAUAGUCUAAAAUAAAUAUAUACAGAAUAAGUGACGUCUGUGUCCGUGUAUUGUAAGUCUAAGUAUUGGAAAGAUAUGCAGCAUCCAUUAAAUAGCUAUUGAAAGGUGGACAUAACUUUGGUGUUCAUACCUUUUUACCAAAUGUAUAAGGCAAUCGUAAGAAAGGCAUCAUAUAGAAGUGUUGCAUAACACAUAAUAGCUAAUGGAAGGGCAUAUGUAUUUCAGAAUAUGCGUGCUCCAUUCUUUAUGGUAGUGAUCUAUUCUUUCUCUGAUGACAUCAGUAUUGAUGUGGUUUUAAUUAAUAGGAUUAACAAACCAAUGAGAAGGUAUUAUAAUCAUCUUGUUAGAAACCGGUCCUAGUGACUGCAUAAUAGAGAUCUAUGUGAAUUUCUCUAUGCUGUUGUUUGAUAAGUGUUUUCACUUUUAUGAGCAUAACAUUUGCCAUUCUUAUUUUUUCAAAGUGUAAUUUUUAUUUUGUAUAAAUUACAUGUAAUCUGUUGUUGCAUAUUUUGUGACAGCAGAUUUUUUUUUAAAUUUUUUUUUUACGGUGUACCUGAUUUGUGUUGUAUAAAACCCACAUUUUUUAGAAACUUUGCUUUUGUCAGCAUUUUUUUUCUGUAGUUGGCCUCUGUAGCUGUGAGCAAGUUGUAAUUAGUGUGAGUAUAAUCUCACUGACUGUACCAAAGAGAUGACAUUAGUUGUUAAUUAUAUGUAAGAAAUAAGUUUCAGUAUCACUUCUUCGAGGAGUUAUACUGUGGUAAAUUUUAAGUUAUUCAACACUUGUAAUCAUUCUACAUUUUUAUUAUUUAUUUAGAAUGGCAGACUUAAACUUAAUCUUUAAAUAGCAGUCUCCUAUUUGUGACUACUGUUACUGACCUGCAUAAUAUUUUUUAUUUCUCUCUUGUUCUAUCUCAUGUGUAAACAAAUGGUUGUUAGUUGAUUCAAGGUGUGUAUGUCAUUUCUGUAGUGUUCCUGCACGUAAUAUCUAUCUCACUUUAUCCCUAAAUAGCUUUACAGAUUACUUUUCAGUAGUAUGAGGCAGAUAUCAUUGGCCUUUUCUUUGUUUAACUACACAUGUUUGAUCUAAUGCAAUCUACUUGAUUCAGUUUUCUAUGUCUCUAUUUUAUGAGUGGUUUGUUGAUAUGUAGGUAUAAAUUUAAGUUCUAAAAUUCUUGUAUUUGUACAUUUUGGCUUUUAUUUAAUCCUUGUGACUCAAGUGGAUAAUUUGUCGUCGUCAGUAUUACAAAAGCAUUUAUUUGAUGUGAUUGCAGAAGCAUGAUUCCAUUUAGUACAAAGAAAGAAAUACUGAGCAGUUUAUUCAUGUCUGUCUUGAGUUAUUACAUGUUAUUAGAAACACUUGUUUCAUCUGAUACUAAUUCCUUACAGAAACAUUUGAACACACUUAUUCCCUGUCAGACAUAUACAUAUCUCCAUUGAUAUCUUUGUCCAACUCUCCUUCAGGUUUUUUGCUUUUUUGCAGUUUCUCAAAGUAGUUAUUGUACUCACUGGAUAAAAUAUAUUGUUGUAAAGCUGCUAUAUUUUUCAAUUUAGCUUCAAUUUUUCUCUAGCCGUUGUACUGCUUUGAAAAUUGAGAUGAUCACAGGCAUCCUAUUUGUCCUCCAUGACAAAGAUUUCCUGUUACUUCUCCCCCACUGUAAUGAUGCUUUACCUUAAGUUCCAGAACAUCAGGCUUUGUGAUGAUAAAGGUUACAGCAUCCUUAAACUUUGUAGAAUUUACUUCUUCAUUUUUGAUGUGGAAUGUGAAUUUUUUCCUUAGGUUUUUGAGCAGUACAAAAUCUGUUUGAUGCGUCUGUGUAGCUGCAGAAUGUUUCUUGUGUCUGGCCAUUUUUAAAAUUUCCAGCCACUCUUUAGGAGAGAACACAAACUGUACAUGUCUUGUAACAUAAGCUUCCACUUGCCCUAAAUGUCGGUCAGAAGAUAGCAUUGUGUGGCCUGGGAUGGGAAAGUGAUAUUCUGUUGUUUCAAAACACCCACUUGCAACCAAGUAACUUCAGAAUGCAACAAGCCCAAUGGCUCAAAGUGUUUCUUCAGGAGCUUACUCUCUCCUCUGACCUAUUCAAGCAGUGGAGUCACCCCAGAGGUAAAAGUAGCCUGUUCCAUUUUUGCAGUUGUGUAUGUUGAGAUCAUACCCCCAAAUCUAUCUUGAAUAGAAUGCUGGUCCAGUACUCAAUUUCAGAAUAGGAAAAGCUUUUUGUAAGUCAGAUGUUAACAUGACUGUAUCUGUAUCAUCCUUAGCAAAUUUUCUGAAUUUCUUAUAAUUUAUAUCCUGGCUUUUGCCUUCCUUUAGUGAUAUUCUUACUCUUUAAGCACUUUCUUCAAUGCAACGGAAUCCUGGAUCAAUCUGCAUUCCCUAAUUUUGAGAUGAAAUGAAUUGCAUUCUUUGCAAGUGUCACUUUUGGGAUGUUUGAAACAGAUAUUAAGUGAUUGAUAUAUUUUUCUGUAUUUGUUCAUUGAGACUGGAUUAAUGUCUCUCACUCUGCAAAAAUUGUUUUGGUAGCCAUCAUUAAUAUUGCUCAUUGCAAAUUCAUGGCCAGUGUAUAUCUUGUCAACAUUGUGCCAUUGAAAUGUCAGAAUUUUGUUGUUAUGCUGAAGCACAAAAUCUUUGUGCACCUCUGUGAACAUGUUCUUCCUUCUUUUAUCUAGUGCAGUGGGCUCAUUCCUUUUCAUAUAUUUUUAGCCAAAUUCUCUGCUGUUCGCCUGGUUCCUGAAGCCCAUGUGUAUUAAGAAAUGCUGUGUUGCGUACCUUUGUUGCUCUAGAACCUUUCGAAACAGUAUAUUGGAUACUAUUGCUUCACCUGCUGCUUUCACCCUUUGAGUAUAUCUAUAUUUUACAGAUGUCACUGACAAUCGACCAUAGACAUAAGCAUUUAGGAGAUCAUAAUUACCCGUUGCCAGAAUUCUGUAAAUAAUAUACCUCUGAUUUCUGUACCCACCACUUCAAAACAUUUUAGUUUAUGAUUACAGUUUUCCCAUUAAUCUUUUCUCAUGAAGGUGCUGCCUAGUGUAUCGAUACUCCCUUCCUGUAAUGAAACAGAUGCCAAAUAUUAUUUAAAAACCUAAAUGUAUAUAUUAAUUUGAAAAGGUAUUUGCCAAUACAAAUUUUUAUUGUUACUGUUACAUCUAGUAUGUUUGUAAGGCAUACAAUUCUAAGAUCAUCAUAUUUUACCACUGUUGCAUAAGCUUUUGUUUAUUUUCCUCCAUUCAAUUUCAUUCUCUUGCUUGCUGUGCCAUUUAAGGUGCCGUUUGUGUUCCACCAAUUUCCCUGUAUUGUAUUCAGUACUCGUACAUUUCAUUUGUAGUACCUCAGAAACGUGGAGAAGUGUGUUACGCAGAUAUUAAUAUCCCAGCAAUGUGCCAAAUUACGUAGCUAACUCACUGGCAAGACUUGGUAACCCACACAAUUGUUGUGCAUAUACUUAGCAAAACAUAAUUUCUGUCAUAUCUAGAACUAAAGUUCAUCACUAAGCACUGAUUAAUAUACUGUUUUUCUUAUGAAUUGAAAAAAACAUGUCUUUGGAAAGAAAUGAGAUUUUCUGGAACAAAAAACAUCCCACAUUAUUUACAACAAAGAAAACAAUUGGCACUUAAUUCUCCUGUAUCACUGGUUUCUGAGUCAUCUUCGCUACAAGCAUUGUAUUCACUUCCUGAGUCCUCAGCCAACACAUCACUAGUGUUCAAAUCUUCCUGAUGAAACAGGAAACUGUUUAUUCCUGCUUCUUCUUCCAGAAGUAGCACAUAUUUCACUCAUAGUAUCCACCUUUAUUUUUGCAUUACCAGCUUCUGCUUUCAGAAUUAGACAGCUGUGGACUAGCAAAACUGAUGUAGUGCGACAUGAAUUGGCAAUAGGGAUAACUGUUUAAAGACUAAAGGGGAAAAGUAACAAAGUGUAUAGAUGCCAUUACAGCCCUGAAACUUGUAAUGCAUUACCAUAUUCCUGCCCACAACCCAUGAAUUAUUGUAUCUCAUUUCAUUUUUAGAACAGGUGAUUUAGUCAUGGCUUUUUAGUUAGAUGUGUCAAUGUGUGGAAACACCUUGCAAUAAACUGUGCCACAUGAAAGAUAUAAGACAGAUCAAGCUAAACAUGCCAGUGUCAGUACAGAGUUGCAAUUCCCUCUUAGUUACUCACUAUGUGACACAAAAUAUGAAGAACUGGUUUAACAUCGCUUUAGCUAUGGCUUGUAUGUGGUACUCAGAAUGUAUCAAUCCUCAUUUGAUCACAUGAAGUAUUGGAAAUACCACUUAAGAUGUAUGAGCUGGCUCGAAACUGGGCUACCAUUUUCUGGGAGGCCUUUGCAGCUAUUGUGGUUGAUUCCUGUGGAUGUGUUGUGUUAGGGUAUCCCUCAAUUGGGCAAUGUGUGUGUAGUUCCUACCAGAUUAUUUCAGAUGAUGAUGGUAGUGUGAAAUGAGUGGAUAUCGCUUGCUCACUAAAUAAUUCUUUCAGAUGGCUGUUGGCAUACAUUUGUAGCAUUUUGUCUUCAGACAACUGUGUGAGAAAGUAUUGUGUAAUGUCAGUGAAAUUUCAAAAAAGAUAGAGCAGGUGACACAUUAUCAGCUUAUUACCACCCACACAGUUUGUUUUAGUGCAGAGGAGUCUCGUGUGGUGUCCCACUAAAUGCAGUGUUCGCAGUUCAGUAGGUAAGAGGCUAAUUAGGGGCAGUAUUGAUACAUACAUCUUUAGUGGAAUGAUGUUGAUAGUGCUCACGAUGAAGUAUGAUGGGAACACAAAAGUUGUGUUGCAGCCGGUUUUAAGUGGUGGUGAGAGAGCAGAAAACAUGGCGUGUUUCAUAGCAAUGAGCAGAGGCAGUUAUGGUACAUUCACAUAUCAAUAUAAAGAGAAAGUGUGCAAUUUAUUUGAGUAAACAGUGCUGAUAAUCACAAAGAUCACUUCCAUUGCAUUAAAAAUAAAUCUGUGAUACGUGAUAUGUAGCUGAAAUGACAAUAAAAUGUAAUGUGAAAUUGUGUAAUGUGAUCACUGUCUUUUGAACAGCUACGUGAACUUGCCCCCCACCCACCCUCCCACCCCCACAAUGAGCACAACCCAACGAAGCAAUUGCAAAAUUCUCUUUCAGCACGUCCGAGUAUAAGUCGUCGUCUCUUUUUGCUACUUCUGACAAACUCUGACUCUUCAAUAUCUGCAACAACUCCCUCUUCACUAAGUUUAUCACUGUGUUGGAGCCAAGCCUCAGUACAGAUGUUUAUAUGAAACUGUCUCCAAUAAACUGUGGUUUCUGUGACCAUUUGAGUUCAUGGCAUAUAAAUUCAUUUGUGACUUUUACACUUAUAAGUAGGAACCCGAAAACAUAGUAGCUAUUUUUGUCAAAAUUCGCAUCAAUUUUCUUUGUUUGUAAAUGAUUAGAUGCACAAAUUUAAAAGUUUGUCACACUACAUGAGUGAAGACAAAUUAUCAGUUCUCUGAAAGUGGCUUAGAAAAAGUGCUGAUAGGGAACUGUUUAACUGGAAUUUUUGCUUUUGCAAAAACUUCAACAUCUUUUUCUUCUGAAAUGGCUUUUGUUUUCUUUGUUUGGCUGUAUUUAAGCUUUCAGAAUUGAUUGUUCUGUUGAAAAGCAGCAGCAUAAGUAACAUUGCAUCAAUAAUCUAUUAUAAGCAUUUGUAAAAUGGGGGUAAUACAGUGUGAAAGAUUUACACAAUUGCAACAAGAACUAAAAACUGUGCCACACCUGUAAAACACCAUGUAGUAACAUUCAGAGAUGAACUGGUGUUAAAAACUGUCAUAAAAAUAAGAUGAUGACCACACCUUUGUUCAUAUGAGAGUAAUCCAGCUAACACAUGAAACACUCAUCUUUACAUUAUAUGUACUUGCUUUACAUUAUAUGUACUUGUUGUUAUUGGAAAUGAAAUGAAACCAGCCGUGUCCGACUGACAAGAUGUUCCCAUUAUGAGAAUACCUGAACUGUGCAAGGACUUGUGCUGGCCUGACAGAAAUAAUCAACAAGACUUGACAGGUGAUGUCCGACUACAUGCAUUUACAUAGUGUGAGAUGAACAAGUAAUGAAUUUUAACAUAAAUACAAGAGAACAUACUGACUGAUUAAUUAGAGUAAAAUUAAGUAUAGUAAAACAUGACUAGAAAUUGAAUCCAUAUUAAAUAAAAUGAAAGCUAUACAUAAAAUGUAAAACCCCCACUUGUUCUAUAGCUACACAUAACAGGAUUUACAAGUAUUACUCUCUAAACAUAUUCUACUGAAACACAAAACCAUCAAUCAAAGUGAGAUGAUAAUUGAUGAUGAAGGGCGCCACCUCACAUAAAGCAUAAGUGGUUCCACUGUAAGAAUUGUGUGCAGGUGUGGGUAGAUGAUGGGCAGCAGCAGUGCACUCACAGUGCAAGAGCUGGAAGAAGUGUGAUCACAAAUCAGAUGAAUCAUUAAUUAAUUCUAUGUUUCUGUGGGGGAAGAAGUGGGGCAAAAAUGAAUCUGUCUGUCUGAACUCCUUUUGUUCAUUCAAGAUCUUAUCAAUGACCUUCCUCAUACAAGAAUAAAUCCCCAAUUUCCCUAUGUGCAUCCCAAAAUCUGUUCUAUUUUGAGAAUAAGUACGUUUCCUGAAGCGUACACAACCAAAAUUAGUUAUCAUGUUUUAAUUGUCUAAUGUAAAUUGCAUUCUAGUCAGUAAAAGUCUUUGUAUUGAAAAAAUUAAAUUUGAAUUAUUUACAUUAAGACCACUGUCUCCUAUCCUGAUAAUGUCAGACUUCACUCCUGUUUGUUUGUUAUUUAGUGGAUAUUUCGAUAAUAUGUAAUCUGUAAGCUGUGUCUGUAUUUUGGGAAAGUGAAUUUAAAUCACUGGAUUUGUAAUUUUUUGUGACGGAUUUGGAUUUGACAUUCUAAGCAAAUUUGUAUUCACAGUGUUUUCUUCCUGAUUUCAGUCUCUGUAUUCAGACGAAUUCCUAUACUAAUUAGUCCACCGUAACAGUUUUCUGUGGAGAUGAUAUUACAUUGGUCAACGUUUCUGGUAACUGCAUAGGUGUUUUUGUACCUUUCAUUCCCGCAUUAUUUUGUCACUUUUGGACCAAAUUCUAUGGAAAUCGCUCAAUUCUAUUAGUUUCCUGUGGAGGAGUGCCCUGCACAAUUAAGAGUUAUCUCUGUUUUGUGAAUGAGAGAUAUCUCCUCAAGAGCCCUUUUACCACAUUUGUUUAGAUGCAUCCCAUGCUACGCGAAAUAGUUCCUUUCAUAAUUUCUAAUGCCAAGCAAUGUAACAUUUACAAAUUUUGCACAAAGGAUUUUCAGAUUAAUGUAAUUUCAUUGUUUACACUCGACCAGUCUGGUAGAUCAUACACUGGAGGCAAAGUUGUUACAAUUAAAUUGGUGAAAUCUAGGCAUUGGCUACAUUUUUGAUAUUCCAUUAAUAGCGGUAGUGCGAUCCUCGAGUGUUGUUGCUCUUCAGAUUUGUCAUAUUUUCACUGCCUUGCUAGAAAGCCAGCGAAAUGCACCAACACUUCAGAUAACUAUCGAAUUGGUAGUUAUUGAAAAACCUCUGUCUCCUGAAGUACUGUUCAGCAAACGUUCCUAUGUAUGGACCUCCACAGUAGCCAUCAGGUUCAUGCACCCAUGCCAACUGCUAUUCAUCAGCGAUGAAGGCUAGAAUUUGCACACCAGUACCCCAUGGUUUAUCUGGGUGGUCAAAUAUUCAACAGUUGCAUGUCUUGUUCACCCACACACGUCUCCACAGCCAUUGUUCACCCCAUCAUCUGUGGCUCAUCAGGCACUGCAUGUGUCUCAGUACCCAUUUGAAUUGGCGCCAUUUGCCACGCACGGUUUACAGAAAUUUAACAAGGCCGUAUAUGAACAGUUUACAAACUUAGCCAUUUGAGAAAUGCUUACAGCUGUGCCCUGAAAGCCAAUGAUCAUGCCCUUUUGGGUUUUGGAUAAACUGCUUUGUUUCCACAUUAUGACACCUACUGCUCUGUUUUUCAUAUCACCCUCCACUACGUUUUAUCUACCCUUCUCUUCUAGUGCUGCCACUGGCCGUCUGUGCGUGAUUACUGCAUGUUGAUGUCAAACAUAAGUGAUGAUCGGAUUAAUGUUAGUGGACUUGCUAGAAUUCAUAUUAUGUGUUUGAAGUAUUCACUCUUGAUGGCAGUAAACUAUUGACAGUAUUUUGAUUGUGCCAUUAUUAGCUGCAAAUGUAUUAUAUCUGAUGUAUUGUAAUUCAGAGUAAUGAUCCUCACCAGAUCAGGUCAUAAUUCACAGUUCUUGCGUCAACCUAUUUGGCUGUAUCCCUGUCAUGUGCUUAUGACAACAGUCUGUAGAACAUACAUAUUGCUAUAUGUGGGAAUGACAGCAGCUUUCCAGCUUUUUGAGAAGGUGUAAUUGUGUUUACUUAGUGCACUCAACAUUCAGGUUUUUAGUGAGAGAAGUUAAUGUAAGCUCUCUGAAACGUCAUUGACUCCAGUUAGCCUUAAUGCUCAAUGUGAUCAAAUGAGGGUACUUAAGCCAGCUUUUCUUCUGUCUUCUUUGUAUAUACCGGCAAUUUCCAUGCUCAAGUUACAGCUUGCAAUUCCUGACAGUGAAUAGGAAUGUAUGGAGACUACCAUGUGACCCUCACUUUCAAAAAUUACAUAAAAAUUAUUGAGGUUAAUCAAAUUCACACACAGCCUAUAAUGACAGCCAGAUGAACAAAUAAGUGAGAGUGAAGAAGACAGAAGACUUACUUCAAUACAAAAUACUCAACUGACACUUACUGAGGUAUGUUUUAGCAACUGUUAACCUGGAAGCCAGUAUUGGAUAAUAUAAAUAAGUCAAUGUUUGUUAAAAGUUUCUGUGAAAAUAGACUGUAGAGAAACUAUUUCAGUGUAGUCACUGUUGAAAUAAUUUCAGUCUCUGUUUGUUGCUGCAUAUCUUUCUUGCCAUUCAGUAAUUUGUCAUUGGUCCAUAGAGUAUGCAUUUCUGUUUUCAAGAAUAAUAUUAGUAAGAUAAUAUUAUUGUGUAAAUUUUUGGUGGAAGCUGACACCAUAUAGAUUUUUGUGUUACUUAAAAGUGAAUAUAGGAAAGGAUAGAUUGAUUUCUAGAGUAAAGAUAAAUUUGUUUUUUGGCGAGUUAUAUGUCACAAUAAAUUGUAAGAAAAUGGUGUAGCUGGGAUGAAUAAUUUGCAGUCAUUGGUCCCAAGAAAGAUGCAGACUGUGAGAGAGGAUAGAAUUCAAGCAGUGGAACUAAGUUAAUGGUAAAUUUGUUUUUCAGUUGUGGUAUUUGUUUUAAGUUUAUGUAUAUUGAAUGUAACUUCAAAAGUGAAUAUAUUUCAUUAGAGUAGCUUUUCCAUAUCUGAGCAACUUCAAAAAUAUUUUUAUAGAACAUAAAUCUUCUUGUUUGUGCAACAGAAUGUUAUUUUUUGCUGUUUUAUGAAGGCAACGCUGCCUUCGGAUUAAAUGUCAAUUUUUUGAUGUUGUCAUAUUUAUGCAAAAGACAUUUUCAGCUGUGUCAUUUCUAUACCAUUUAUCAUCUCAUAUAAUUAGUUAUAGUUGGCUGCAUAUAUGUAAAUUUUUUAAGAUUUGAACGAAUUUUGUAUUAUAUAGAAGAAAGCAGCCUGACAACCUAUUUCAGGACGACCCAUGUAGUAACUGAGAACGGAAAAAGUAUGCAGUGAUGUUUAUUUAUUACAUAAUUAAAAGUAACUGUAAAUGUGAAAAUGAAAAACAUAAUGACAAUGGAUAGGUAUUUAGGUACCUGUGCUUUCAACAGCCAAUAUUUUCUGCUGAUGUAGUUUCAUAACAUCAAGUUGUCAUUGCAAAUAUACACUAACAUUAACUGAAAUUUUAUCUCCAGAUGUAGGAGCCAUAAUUUCAGGAUAUUUGACAUCAAAAAUUACUGGUCUGUUUAUUUUCAUUUGUGUUAGGAAGUUAUUAAUCUCUAUUGGGAACAACGCACAAAAACCACUUCACAGAGGAAUUACAAACAUGCAAAAACCAUUAUUUCUGCAACAAGUGACAUUUUUUAUGUAAAGAAGAGUAAUUGGUAUACUAUUCACUUCUUUUUAUUUUAGACACAGUCUCAUAAUAUGAUAGCCUAAUCAUCUUAAGCCAUACGUUGACAGUAUUCUGCUUCCCCAGUUGCCGAAAGAAGGGGCUCAGUGGUAAUACAUCCAGCAAUGCAUAUUCAGGUCUUACGUGAUUUUGUAACUUAAGGUGGAUGCUGGGGUGGUUCUUUUGUUAAGGCACAACUAGUUUCCUUUCCCAAGGCAAGCUUUAGCUCUGUAUCUAUUGAACUCAUUGUCAACAUAAUGUUAAACACCAAGCAGGACGGUGCAGUGUUUAGCACCCUUGACUUGCAUUCAAGAUGAUGAUGGGUCAAAUCCUCAUCCAACGAACCAGAUUUAGCUUCUCGAUGAUUUCCCUUUCUUUCCCAAUCCUUAAGUAAGCCGAGCUUCUGCUCAGUCUCUAAUUACCACACUGUUGACACAAUGUUAAACUUAAAUCUUUCAUCCUUCUUACAUUCAUAGUGUUAAAUAUAAUUGGUGACAUGUCUCGGGAAACUGUGAUGUCUGUUGGUAUAAUGGAUCACUGUUUUUCUUAAUUUAAUGAUGACCAGUUUUGAUCUGACUAGCUGACCAUCUACAGAUCUGAUACUCCAAGGUGCUGUUUGCCAGUAAUUCGAAGAAUGUUAAACACGCAUCAUGCUUCUUUCCUUCUUCAAAUUCUCCAUUUCAUAUGUCAUCAUCUCCAAAUAUUCCACAUGUGUAGCAAUGGUCGGCACUAGUAAAGAACUAACAGCCUCAACAGCGUAGAUUUAGGUUUUCCAUGAUUUCCCUAAGUCACUUUUGGAAGAAGACAGUUUGGCCUGUAUCUGAUUAUUAUUAACCCUCAACAUAUUUUUUUUUACAUACAAUGUACUACCUGGUAAAGAGAACUGGUUAGCAGGCCAAGGUGGCAGCACCGUUGUGAUUACAUCAGAGAAAUAGGGAACGGAGUUAGUAACAGUGUACAUUCAGGUGCUCUUUUACAUGGACGGUUGUCAUGUGUUGCACAUCAGUACACUGAAUAAGUAGCCAUUUAGAACAAGAACAGUAAAAGGACAUGCAAUACAUCUCGCCGUACAGUAUCUGUAAAACUCUGUUCCCUGGUGAUAUUGCUAAUUUCCACAGCUGUGUCUGUUGAUUCAUAGUCUGCUGUUUGUCAUAGGAGGUAAUCCUGCCUCUGUAUGAAUCUGUGCCAACUGAUUGUAUUAUAUUUUCAGUUUCAUUGUAUGUCAAAUUAUCUGUCAUCCAGUAGUCAUUACACACUUUUUUGGAUAUGUUACAUAAACUUUCUAGUCUUCCAAAUUUUCAGCAGUAAAA
Messenger RNA from Schistocerca gregaria, 12913 nucleotides. RefSeq names its product dual specificity protein phosphatase MPK-4-like. Gene Ontology annotation, biological process: protein dephosphorylation. Gene Ontology annotation, cellular component: nucleus. Lineage: Eukaryota; Metazoa; Arthropoda; Insecta; Orthoptera; Acrididae. The transcript has 9 exons. The record is from RefSeq and is a predicted model, not a curated record. The coding region runs from base 500 to 1498 and encodes 332 amino acids. Gene Ontology annotation, molecular function: protein tyrosine/serine/threonine phosphatase activity.